AUUUUAAGAUAGAAACAUUAAUCUUGUCAAAAUUCUUAAAAUCAUUUUGUGGUUCCUUGUUUUGCUUUGCAGAUUUCAGAAAUGGAGGUUGGCUUAGCAGUUGGUGGUGCAUUUCUCUCUUCAGCUUUGAAUGUUCUCUUUGAUAGGCUUGCUCCUCAGGGUGAGCUGCUCAAGAUGUUUCAGAAGAAUAAGGAUGGUGUUCAGCUCUUAGAGAAGCUGAGGAUGAUUUUGCCUGGCCUUCAAGUUGUUCUAAGUGAUGCAGAGAAUAAGCAAGCAUCAGAUCCAUGUGUGAGCCAGUGGCUUAACGAGCUUCGAGAUGCUGUGGAUGGUGCUGAAAACUUAAUAGAAGAAGUCAAUUAUGAAGCUUUGAGGCUUAAGGUGGAAGGUCAGCAUCAAAAUAUUGCUGAAGGAAUAAGCUACUUGCAGGUAUUUGGCCUUCACUUGGGCCUACGUGAUGAAUUUUUUCCUAACAUAAGGAAGAAGUUGGAAGACACCAUUGAAGCAUUGGAGGUUUUGGAAAAGCAAAUUGGUCGCCUUGGCUUGAAGGAACAUUUUGUUUCGACUAAACAAGAAACUAGGACACCUUCAACUUCUUUGGUUGAUGAAUCUGAUAUCUUUGGUAGGCAGAAUGAAAUAGAGGAAUUGGUUGGCCGUUUACUGUCUGAAGAUGCAAAUGGAAAAAAUCUGACUGUAGUCCCCAUUGUUGGCAUGGGGGGCGUUGGCAAGACAACACUUGCUAAAGCUGUUUACAAUGAUGAAAAGAUGAGAGAACGUUUUGACCUAAAAGCUUGGAUCUGUGUGUCUGAAAUAUAUGAUGCUUUAAGAAUAACAAUAGGGUUACUUCAAGAAAUUGGCUCAUUUGACUUAAAGGAUGAUAACAAUCUUGAUAAGCUACAGGUCAAAUUGAAGAAAAAGCUAACGGGAGAAAGAUUUCUAGUUGUCCUUGAUGAUGUGUGGAAGGAUAACUAUAAUGAGUGGGAUGAGUUGAGAAAGAUUUUUGUACAAGGAAAAAUAGGAAGUAAGAUAAUUGUAACGACACGUAAGAGAGGUGUUGCCUUGAUGAUGGGUCGUGGGGAAAUCAACGUGGAGACUUUGUCUAGUGAAGUCUCUUGGUCUUUAUUCAAAAGACAUGCAUUUCAAAACAUAGAUCCUAAGGAGCAUCCAGAACUUGAAGAGGUAGGGAAACAAAUUGCAGCUAAGUGCAAUGGAUUGCCCUUAGCUCUAAAGACACUCGCUGGCAUGUUACGCUCCAAAUCAGAGGUUAAAAGGUGGGAGAGUAUUUUGAAAAGUCCAAUAUGGGAGCUUCCAAACAAUGACAUAUUAGCAGCGUUGAAGUUGAGCUACAAUGAUCUUCCCGCACAUUUGAAGCGAUGCUUUUCCUAUUGUGCUAUAUUUCCCAAAGAUUAUCCAUUUUGCAGAGAGCAAGUCAUUCAACUAUGGAUUGCCAAUGGUCUCGUACAGCGGUCGCAAGAAUAUGUACAAAUUGAAGAUUUAGGCAAUGAAUAUUUUGACGAGUUGCAAUCAAGAUCAUUGUUCGAAAUGGUCCCAAAUUCUUCUCAAGGGAACACAGAGAAAUUCUUAAUGCAUGACCUUGUCAAUGAUUUAGCCCAAAUUGCAUCUUCAAAACUUUGUAUCAGGUUGGAAGAGAGCCAAGGAUCUCAUACAAUGGAAAAAAGUCGACACCUAUCAUAUUCAAUGGGAGAUGGUGACUUUGAGAAAUUGAAACCCCUCUACAAAUUGGAGCAGCUGAGGACAUUGCUUCCGAUCAGUUUCGAUCUCUAUAGAUCAUUUUUGCUAAGCAAGAGGGUGCUGCAUAACAUAUUGCCAAGACUAAGAUCCUUAAGGGCACUAUCACUGUCUCAUUAUAAGAUUAAGGAGUUGCCGAGUGUCUUGUUUAUCAAAUUAAAGCUCCUAAGAUUUUUGGACCUUUCUUGGACAUGGAUAACAAAGUUGCCAGAUUCCAUUUGUGCACUGUAUAACUUAGAGACACUUCUCCUGUCAAAUUGUAGUUUUCUUGAGGAGUUACCACUGCAGAUGGAAAAGCUAAUCAACUUGCGUCAUCUUGACAUUAGCUAUACUUCUAGUUUGAAGAUGUCGCUACAUCCAAGCAAGUUGAAAAACCUCCAUAUGCUAGUGGGAGCUAAAUUUCUUCUAGAUGGCCGCAGUGAUUCGAGAAUAGGAAAUUUGGGUGAACUACAUAACUUGUAUGGAUCUCUAUCAAUUCUAGAGUUGCAAAAUGUGGUUGAUAGAAGGGAAGCUCUGAAGGCAAACAUGAGGGAAAAGGAACAUGUUGAGAUGUUAUCGUUGGAGUGGAGUGAAAGUAUUGCUGACAAUUCACAAACUGAAAGAGACAUACUUGAGGAGCUACAUCCACACACAAACAUAGGAGAACUCCAAAUCACUGGAUAUAGAGGGACAAACUUUCCAAACUGGCUUGCUGAUCAUUCGUUUCUUAAGCUGUUGAAAUUGUCUCUUAGCAACUGCAAGGACUGUUAUUCCUUGCCAUCACUAGGACAACUUCCUUCAUUGAAAUUCCUCACCAUUAGAGGGAUGGAUCGAAUAACAGAGGUGACUGAAGAAUUCUAUGGCAGUUCGUCCUCCAAAAAGCCUUUUAACUCUCUUGAGAAGCUUGAAUUUGAAAAGAUGCCGGAGUGGAAGCAGUGGCAUGUACUGGGGAAGGGAGAGUUCCCUGCACUUCAGGAACUUUCAAUUGAAGAUUGCCCCAAGUUGAUUGGGAAGUUGCCUGAAAAUCUUUGUUCUCUAACAAGAUUGACAAUUUCAAAAUGUCCUGAACUCAAUUUGGAGACACCUAUCCAACUUUCAAAUUUGAAAGAGUUUAGAGUUGUUGGUUCUCCUAAGGUUGGAGUUCUUUUUGAUGACGCUGAACUGUUUACAUCCCAACUUCAGGGAAUGAAGCAGAUUGUUGAAUUAUAUAUUCGUGAUUGUCAGUCUCUUACCUCCUUACCUAUUAGCAUUCUGUCGAAUACCUUGAAGACAAUAGAUAUACGGCGUUGUGGGAAACUGAAAUUGGAGGCGUCAGUUGGUGAGAUGUUUCUGGAGAGAUUGUUUCUAGAUGGAUGUGAUUCUAUAGAUGAUAUAUCACGUGAGUUGGUCCCAAGAGCACGUGAUUUGUGGGUAGAGAAUUGCCACAGCCUUAAAAGGCUUUUGAUUCCUACUGGGACUGAAACUCUCAAUAUUAGGGAUUGUGAGAAUAUUGAAAGACUUACGGUGACAUGUGGGACCCAGAUGACGUCAUUGCAUAUUGACAAAUGCGAGAAGCUGAAGUGGCUGCCAGAACGUAUGCAGGAACUCCUUCCAUCUCUUAAGAAACUGCAACUGAGGAAUUGUCCAGAAAUAGAGUCCUUUCCUGAAGGAGGAUUGCCCUUCAAUUUAGAAGUCCUUUGGAUCUAUGAUUGCAAGAAACUGGUGAAUGGCCGAAAGGAGUGGCGUUUACAGAGACUCCCCUGUCUCAGAGAGUUAUCGAUCAGCCAUGAUGGCAGCGAUGAAGAGAUUCUUGUUGAUGAGAAUUGGGAGUUGCCUUGCUCUAUUCGAAGACUUAAAAUAUCCAAUCUGAAAACAUUAAGCAGCCAAGUUCUCAAAAGCCUCACCUCUCUUGAAUAUCUAUAUACUGGUAAUUUACCUCAAAUUCAGUCACUGCUGGAAGAAGGGCUUCCCUCAUCUCUUUCUGAGCUAAUAUUAUAUGGCCAUCAUGAGCUCCAUUCACUACCGACCGAAGGUCUUCGGCGCCUCACUUCUCUUCAACGUCUAGAGAUCUGGAAUUGCCCUAAUCUCCAAUCUAUUCCAGAAUCAGCGCUGCCCUCUUCCCUCUCUGAGCUGACCAUGGAUUGCCCUAAUCUCCAAUCUAUUCCAGAAUCAGCGCUGCCCUCCUCCCUCUCUAAGCUGACCAUCAAGAAUUGCCCUAAUCUCCAAUCCCUUCCAGUAAAAGGGAUGCCCUCUUCCCUCUCUAAACUAUCUAUUUACAACUGCCCAUUGCUCAAACCACUCCUAGAAUUUGAGAAGGGAGAAUACUGGCGAAAUAUUGCUCAAAUUCCCACCAUAGAAGUCGAUGAGGAAUACCAGUAAUGAUUACAACGAAUGGCGCUCUGACAGAUGAGUUGUUCAAUCUCUGAGCUGCAUAUAUAUCAUUGUCGUAAUCUCCAACCCCUUCCAGUAAAAGGGAUGCCCUCUUCCAUCUCUAGACUAUCUAUUUACAACUGUCCAUUACUGACCAAAAACUGCUCAUAUUUCCUACAUCGAGAUUGAUCGGGAAUAACUGUAAUGAUUCAAGCGAGUGGUGUUCUGAUAAAUCAUGUAAGGAAGAAAUCCGAGUGAAUGGAAAGGACAAAUAAAGGAGAAAUUCCACUCCCACCUUAUAGAGACGGGAUAUAAUUGUAAUUGUGAGGACAGGCAGCAAGUGCUGCGGGCGGAGCAGGAGGCGCUCAUUGUUCAUGGAGCACUAGGUCUCCUGGCAGACUUUAAAGAAGGGAUGGAAUCUUUCUUUCUGAUCAUAAGCUGUGAACUCAUGGUCAAAUGGCUUCCGAGGUGGGCUUUCCCUUCUCUAUGGUAGUACUGCAUCUAUUGCCACUAUGAAGCCGAGGAAGCAUCUUCAGAUCAGGAUGAAAGAUGACAAAAAAGGUAAUAUGUUGCAACUACAGAAAGUUUUAUACAUUGUGAGAAAAAAAGACCUAGUUUGCGUUGGAAUUGGGAGUAAUAAUUUUAUCUAGCAAGUUCAUAGCAAAACGUAAUCUUAUACUGCUGCAAAUACGCCUGCCUAGUUCAUGCA
Messenger RNA from Lycium ferocissimum, 4783 nucleotides. Its product is annotated as putative disease resistance RPP13-like protein 1. The record is from RefSeq and is a predicted model, not a curated record. Lineage: Eukaryota; Viridiplantae; Streptophyta; Magnoliopsida; Solanales; Solanaceae. Gene Ontology annotation, biological process: defense response to other organism. Gene Ontology annotation, molecular function: ADP binding.